Blepharisma stoltei is the source of this 461-nucleotide messenger RNA. The record is from the annotation of a GenBank genome assembly. NCBI's taxonomy places the organism in Eukaryota, Ciliophora, Heterotrichea, Heterotrichida, Blepharismidae.
AUGGACCUUUCUAAAGAUGAAAAACAGCUGAUUUUUGACUAUUUUUUCUAUCACAUACAAAGUCCUCUUAAUACAAACGCUGAAGACUAUCGCAAAUUUAACACUUAUACCUUUAGAGCCAUUAAAUUGAAUUUUUUGUACACAUUAGCAUUUGGAAUGGCAUCUUAUAAUUUAUUCUUUCAAAAAGAUUGGGGAAUAUUAACUCAUUGAUAAAAAAAAAUUAAAAAUGCCUAUUUAGAUAAAAAAAUAUAAUUAAGAUUUUAUUGCCUUCCAGAAGGAUAAGAGGAGUUGUGAAGCCUGGUCUAGUAGCUUUUGGGCUUUUUGGCUACAGCUGCAUUAUGUUUGCGAGGAGAUUUAAUAACGCUAUAUAUAAUGAAGAAGCCUUAGAAUGCGCUAAAAAAUAUGAAAAAGAUGUUGAACGAUACAAUGACCAUUACAGAAGAAUUUAUGGAAAUAAAUAA